GUCGUUACUCCAAACAGCAUGUAUCUGUCAAACUAUACAAUUCAUAAAAUAUUUACCUCGACUUUUUUUUAACGUUUUUCCGCAAACUACUUAAUGUUAAACAAAAAUAAAAAUGAGACGCAAAACUCUAUCGUGUAUAGAGCAAUUUGAACUUUUAAGAAAAGUAAAAGAUGGUGUACCAAAGGAAACAAUUGUUCAAGAUUAUGAUAUUUGUACAUCAACAUACUAUAGAAUAAUUGAACGUAAAUCGGAGAUUUUAAAAAAUACCAACAAUUUUGAAACAAAUAGAAAAUUUUCGAAAGCAACUAGUGCCAAAUUGUUAGAUGAUGCUGUUAUAAAAUGGUAUUUACAAGAAAGAGACAGAGGUAGUACACUUUCAAUGGCAAUUAUUCAACAGAAAGCUCUUACAUUUGGUAAAAUGUUGGAUAUACCGUUGCAUAAAUUUAAAGCAAGCAAUGGUUGGUUUCAAAGUUUUAAAAGAAGACACUGCAUUACAAAUAUUCAAAUUAAAGAUGAAGUCGUAUCAAAUGAUUUUGGAGCGGAAAAAUUUUUCUACUGUGUUCUAAAUCAAAAAAUAGCUGUUGAAAAUUUAUCAACCGAAAAUGUUUAUAAUGCUGAUGAGACUGGUAUUUUUUGGAGAACAUCUCCAUUUUCUCAACAGUGCACAAUGGAAAUGAAAUAUCAAGAAACAAAACAUUUGAAUAGUCAUAUUACGGCUUUAUUUUGUUCGAAUUUCAAUGGUAGUCAUCGAAUACCUCCGCUAAUAAUUGGAGAUUCCGAAAUGUAUGGAUAUUUAGAGGAUUUUUUUACUGGUCAUUCAAAGGAUAAACGGUUAAAAUAUAAUGAAAAUGUUAAUAUCAUUUAUGCUGAUCAAAAUAAAUCAUAUAUGGACAGUGAACUCUUUAUGCUAUGGUACACGGAUAUUUUCAUUCCACAUGUCUUGGCACAUCAUAAUUCGAGAGGCAAAACGGGAAAGGUGUUAUUAAUUCUAGAUAACGCACCAUGUCAUCCAGAUGUAAAAGAUUUAAAUUCAGUACACCAAAAUUUUGAAGUUAUCUACUUACCGCGUAAUGUGUCACCCAAAAUUCAACCCAUGGAACAGGGUUUAAUAUCAACAACAAAAAUACUUUAUAAAAAAAAUUUACUACAGUCAUUAUUAAAUUACAAGAAGAUACCAUCUUCUGAUGAAUUUUUCAAUCAUUUAAAUUUUCAGGAUUGCUUAGACCUGUUAAGUAGAGCUUGGUACGGUAUUGAUUCAAUUAGUCAUGAAAAAUAUUGGAAAUCACUUUUGGGUGAUCCUUCCUUUAAUGCCGAGAAUUUUACAUUUAAAAGAAAUUCAAAUGAAGAUUUCAUAAAAUCUUCCGAAACGUCUAAUGAUAAUUUUUUUAAAUUCCCCACUGAAGUAUGGAAUCAAUUGAUUCAAUUAUCACCACAAUUAGAAUAUUCUAAAGAAUUGUUCAUUAAAUGGUUUGAAAAACACUACAGUGACUGUGGAUGGGAAGCAUUAAGUGAUGUUGGAAUUAUAGAUUUUGUAACAAUAAAAAAGAAAAAAUUGGUGAUAAAUAACACGGAAUUUGUUGAAAUAUCAGAUAAUCCUGAGGGAAAUGAAAAUAAUUGUGGAACAAUAGAAGCAAUAACAUCAUCAGAUGCAUUUGAGGAUAUAAUAACAUUUGAUGAUUGUUUAAAAAUGGAAUGUGCAAAAAGUGACAAUGAGGAAAAUGAAAAUACUGUUGAAGCUGAAAAAGCAGAAUCAGUAAGAAGUGAAAUUGAAGAAAAUGUGGGAAGCAAGAUAAUAGAAUCUACUGUUAAGAGUGAAAUUGAAAUAAUUGAUAAUAUUGUGGAAAGUACGGAUUCACAGCAAGUCACAUCAUCAAAUGUAUUAAGAGAUGAUGAAACAAAUGAAAUAAGGGAAUUACAAGAAGUAUCAUCAACAGAAGCACAUUUGGGACUAAUGACAUUUAGAAGGUGGAUGGAAGCUUCGGGAAGAACAUCAAAGAAAUAUUAUCGUUAUAUAGAUCAAUUAGAAAAUCUUAUAACGAAAUAGGAUUUUUCCAAUUAAAGUAGAUCUUCACAAAAUUAUUUUUAAAUUAACUUAUAUGAGCUGAACAAAUAAAAAUUAUCGAAAACUAUUUUUUUUAAACAAAAGAAAAUAUAAAGAAGUACUAAUGUAUUUUAUUAUGAACUCAAUAAACAAAUUGCUAUACGCUUAGUUGAAUGGUAA
This is a messenger RNA of Leptopilina heterotoma, 2221 nucleotides long. RefSeq names its product jerky protein homolog-like. The transcript is spliced from 3 exons. The record is from RefSeq and is a predicted model, not a curated record. Bases 113 to 2044 code for a protein of 643 amino acids. Gene Ontology annotation, cellular component: nucleus. NCBI's taxonomy places the organism in Eukaryota, Metazoa, Arthropoda, Insecta, Hymenoptera, Figitidae. Gene Ontology annotation, molecular function: DNA binding.